AUGAUUUUUCUUUGCAUUUUCAAGGGCUGGUUAAAACUUUUGCAUGAUUUGAUUAGUAGAGAAGGUCCAUUCCUUGAAACAGGUUGUGUCCCCAUUGUUGGUUUGACAAUAUUUAUGUGGCCAUUGGUUGUCCUUGCUAGCAUAAUAUUGACUAUUUUAUCAAGCAUUUUUGUUGGAAUUUAUGCAUCUGUUGUAGUAUAUCAGUAUUGUGAGAUGAGAGAUAAGGAAUUAUUGGAUGGUAAUGUACUUACGGCUGUUGACCUCUGCGAAUGGAUGAGAGGAAAGAAUAAUGAUGAAACUUUCAUAGUUGGUGUUGGCUUGCCUUGUUAUUCACUCCUACAAGCACUCAUGUUCUCCAUCAAAUCCAAUUCAAGUGAUGUAUUGCUACUUGAGGACUUUGAGAUUACCUAUUUUAAUAGGCCAAAGGAUAAGUUGUUGGAUUAG
This is a messenger RNA of Sphenostylis stenocarpa, 444 nucleotides long. The record is from the annotation of a GenBank genome assembly. NCBI's taxonomy places the organism in Eukaryota, Viridiplantae, Streptophyta, Magnoliopsida, Fabales, Fabaceae.